AUGCGCGCCCUCGACGACUACUACGAAAAGAACUACCCCGAGUUCGUGGCCCUCCGAACCAAGUGCAAGGAGAUCCUCCAGGAAGAAGAAGAUCUCUCCGAAAUUGUGCAGCUGGUCGGAAAGGCCUCCUUGGCCGAGUCGGACAAGAUCACACUCGAAGUGGCGAAGCUGAUCAAGGACGACUUCCUGCAACAGAACGGUUACACUCCAUAUGAUCGGUUCUGUCCCUUCUACAAGACUGUCGGCAUGCUGAAGAACAUGUAAGUUUGAGGAAAAUUGAAAUGUACAUUGGGGGGACCUGAUCCAGUGGAAAAGACGUACCAUUUUGCAUCCAGGAAGCAUCAAAAAAUGUGGCCAAAUACCUCCGUCUAGAAGUGAAAAAACUCCGCUUUUGAAGAGCGCGCCAGCUCUUUUUGUGAGGAAAAAGGGCGCGCCAUUCAAAACGAAAUUUUUCACUUGGAGAGGGAAGCAUUUUGCCACAUUUUUGAUACUUCCCGGAGGCAAAAUGAUACGUUUUUUGCCACUGGACCACUGGCCCCCCUACUGCCUAUACGUGUAACCUUCAAGGAGCCCUCCACUUGCUCAGUGAAUGAGGAGCUGGCGUUGGCUGGAGAUACAAAACUUGAAGACAAUAAGUCUAGUAUAAAAUACAUUUUUUAGGGUCUCCUUCUACGACCUGGCCCGUCACGCCGUCGAAACCACCGCCCAAUCCGACAACAAGAUCACAUGGAACACCAUCCGCGACCACAUGGGAGACCUCAUGUAUCAACUCUCCUCCAUGAAAUUCAAGGUGGGAAAAGAGAAAAGUUUUUGUGUUGUUUAUUGCUUUAGAUACGAGGGAUUAAUCUGAAGUGCAGGGCUUCCGAAGAUUUGCUUUAUGUGGAUUAAUAAGCUUUGGGCAGUGAUUAGAUACCAGCAAGGCGCGGGAUUAAGAUGUAGAAACCUGGGAAUACGGUAGAAAUGAGGAGUGAUCUUGGGUUGAAAAAGUUGUAUUUUUUGGAAAGUUUUUGGGUUGAUAGGGAAAUUAGGGUGGAAUUAGAGAUUUGGAGGGGAUUGAAUUUAUUUUUAUGAAAAAUUUGAGAUGUUUUGGCAUGGAUAAGAUAGCGAAAAUGCAGUGAAAUAAAAAAAUUUCGCUUUCAGGACCCCGUGAAAGACGGCGAAGACAAGAUCAAGAAGGAAUACGACGAACUCCUCGAGCAAAUGCAGACCUCCUUCCGCAACCUGGAAGACUCGUAG
This is a messenger RNA of Bursaphelenchus xylophilus (pine wood nematode), 1236 nucleotides long. NCBI's taxonomy places the organism in Eukaryota, Metazoa, Nematoda, Chromadorea, Rhabditida, Aphelenchoididae. The record is from the annotation of a GenBank genome assembly.